AUGAGUAAAGAAGAGAAACCUUCAAACAACUCUGUGUACAAUGAGCUCCGUCUGACGGAGGAACAUUGUGACGCCGUUAUCAAGGUUGAGGAUGUUGAAUUUCAAGUCCAUAAAGUCGUGCUGUGUAACUGUACCCCAUAUUUUCGAGCUCUCUUCUCUUCUCGCUGGUCUAACCGGGACAAGAAGAUCUUUAACAUUCCCAACGUGUCUCCUGACACAAUGCAGCUCAUCCUUGCCCAUGCUUACACCGGCUCCGUUUCUGUCACAGAGGACAACGUGCUGGACCUUCUGAUUGCUGCCGAUCAGUUCAACAUAGACGAUGUCAUACGUAUUUGCUACAAUUUCCUUGAGGAGCAAAUGUGCCCUGAAAACUGUAUUGGCAUUUGGCAAUUAACCAACACAUGCUUCUACCCCAAACUGCGCUCCAAGGCUUUUCACUACAUCACUGAGCACUUUGAGGAGGUUGCAAGCUGUGAAGAGUUCCUGCAGAUCCCCGUGGAGGAGCUCACUGAUAUCAUUGAAAAAGACCAACUCAAUGUAAAACAGGAGAGUACUGUGUUUGAGGCCAUCAUUAGGUGGAUUAACCAUUUACCCAAUGAACGGGAGAAACACAUUGUUGCUCUCUUACCGAAGGUCCGACUGGCUCUGUUGGAUAUGGAGUAUUUUAAGAUGAAAGUGAUCACCAGUGAGGUGGUGAAGAGGAACCCUGAAUGCUACUCCAUGAUCAGUGAUGUUCCCAGAGCCAUAGCUAAUGUCAUCAGAUUUGGGCUGCCUUCACGUUGCUACGGCAACAGAUUUACCCGGCCUCGCAUGCCAAGGUCCAUUUUGCUGGCCAUGGGGGGAUGGAGUGUUGGAGAUCCAACCAACAGCAUUGAGGCCUAUGAUAUCCGGACUAACCAAUGGACAAAUGUGCCGAACGAUGCUGGGCGUCCUCGUGCCUAUCACGGCACUGCGUUCCUCAAUGGGUACGUGUACUUUAUUGGGGGUUUUGACAGACGGACCUAUUUCAACAGUGUGUGCAGGUGGGACCCAACAACACACACGUGGCAGGAAGUGGCACCGAUGUACUAUCGUCGCUGCUACGUAAGUGUGAUUGUACUAAAUGGGUGCAUAUAUGCUAUUGGAGGCCACAAUGGGCACACUCGGCUCAGCACCGUAGAGUACUACGAACCCCAGACCAACCAGUGGACUUGUAUUGCACCGAUGCACGAGCAGAGGAGUGACGCCAGCUGCACAACAUUACACAACAAGAUCUAUAUUUGUGGUGGAUUCAAUGGGCAAGAGUGCCUGGAAACAGCUGAAUACUACGAUCCACAGACUAUGCAGUGGACAUUGAUCUCACCAAUGACUUGUCGGCGCAGUGGAGUUGGGGUGGUUGCGUACGGAGAUAAAGUCUAUGCAGUUGGAGGGUUUGAUGGUGAGAACCGUCUCAGCACUGCUGAGUGCUACAACCCAGGAACCAACACUUGGAACAACGUUGCAUCCAUGAUAACUACCCGCAGCAACUUUGGCAUCGAAGUCAUGGAAGACCUGCUCUUUGUUGUGGGGGGUUUCAACGGCUUCACCACCACCUGUAGUGUGGAGAACUACAACAGAGAAACAGAUGAAUGGUGCGAGGUAUGCGAUAUGGAUGUCUUCCGGAGCGCCCUGAGCUGCUGCGUUGUGUUUGGAUUCCCCAAUAUGGCUGAUUAUGUUCCCCCUCGUGACCCCCGGAGUGACUCUGCCUCCUCCUGAAACCAAUGUGCCCAACUGUUACAGUCACCAUCCCU
Cololabis saira (Pacific saury) is the source of this 1769-nucleotide messenger RNA. RefSeq names its product kelch-like protein 10. The record is from RefSeq and is a predicted model, not a curated record. Lineage: Eukaryota; Metazoa; Chordata; Actinopteri; Beloniformes; Belonidae. Gene Ontology annotation, molecular function: protein binding. The coding region runs from base 1 to 1734 and encodes 577 amino acids. The transcript is spliced from 5 exons.